Amborella trichopoda is the source of this 1827-nucleotide messenger RNA. NCBI's taxonomy places the organism in Eukaryota, Viridiplantae, Streptophyta, Magnoliopsida, Amborellales, Amborellaceae. The record is from RefSeq and is a predicted model, not a curated record.
AUGUAUGAUUCUAGCGUUUGGGUUUCAAUGAUAACUGCUUUUAAGUUGAACCCAGAAACUGUUAGGCUUGUCCUUGGGAAAUUGCAGGGAAAUGUACACUUAGCCAUGGAUUUCUUCAAAUGCGUUCAGCUUAAUUCUCAGUUUCAGUGCUCUAUUGGGUGUUAUUCGGCAAUGGUGAGCUUGUUGCUUAGAGAGAAAAUGUUCUCAGAGUGUCUCCCUCUUUUAAGGGAACUGGCCUUACUGAACUAUUCACCAAGGCGCGUCUUGGAAUCCCUAAGUACUUAUGACCCAGACCCUCUGAUUUUUAGUCUGUUAAUGGAGGGGUAUACCCAAGUCAAGAUGCCCAACCAAGCCAUUACUGUAUUUCAAUGGCUACUAGAUUCAGGACAUCAUCCCAAUGCUUCUUCAUGCUGCAAUCUAAUCUUAUGCCUAUUGAAGUCAAACCAGGUGGAUAUUGCUUGGAAAGUUUACAUGGAAUUGCAAACAAUUGGAAUAUAUAUUUCAAAUUCUCAUGCUUUAAAUGCACUGAUUUGUGCAUUGUGCAAGGAAGGUCAUGUUCAGAGAGCUCACUUGGUGUUCUUAGCUGCAAGUUCCCGUUCAAUUGUUCUUGACAUUUCUCUUUGUAACCCAAUCUUGAGCUACUAUGUCCAAAAGGGUCUUACUAGGCAGGCUUUUUGUCUCUUUGGAACUAUUUUACAAAAGGGAAUCGAACCCAAUUCAGAAACUUAUGCCAUUUUUAUUGGUGAGUUCGUCGAGCUCGGCGAUUUGGGGCAGGCAAAGAUAUUCUUUGAUAGGAUGCUAGCAAAAGGGCUUGUACCUAGCUGCAAAAGCUACAUGAAUUUGAUAUACAUGCAAAUUUGGCAAGGUUUUGGAGCACUAGCAAUGGAACUGAUCAAAGAACUGAUUGAGAAGUACCCAAGUAAAAGCAGUGUGCAUUUUCUUGGUGACCUUUUAGAAUGUCUUUAUGUUGAUGGUAGGAGAGAAGCUGGAAACCAGUUGUUAUGUUGGUUGAUAAAAUUGGGAUUAGGAAGUGCUGUUAAGUCUUGCCACGGUGAGUUUAAGAUCAAUAACUCAAAACAACGAGCUGUGCACAAUUGCAACAGAGAAAUUAAUAGACUAUCUCGAGAAGGGAAGUUAGAGGAGGCCAGGAAGAUCUUUUAUAAAAUGGCCUAUUUAGGUCUAGUUCCAAAUAUCUUCACCUAUAAUACUAUUAUUGAAGGCUAUUGUAAAGAAGGAAAUCUUUCUCGUGCCUACAAGUUGUGUGAUGAAAUGUUGUUAAUGGGUGUAGAGACUAACAUUGGUACAUACACGAGUCUCAUCAGUGGCCUUGAAAGGGAGGGGAAAAUGAAGGAUGCACUUGAGCUUGUACACAUGCUUUCUGUGAGGGGUUUGAUUCCAAAUUUGCAAAUUUGUAACAUUUUGGUGGAAGGGCUUAGGAAGAGAGGAGAUGUAGAAGAGGCCUUAGUUUUAUACUAUUGGCUGCAAGAAAGCUUGUUAGUGCCUGAUUUCUUCAUCUCACAAAGCUUAUUGGUUUCUCUAUGUACCUUUGGAAGGAUGGAGGAUGCUAACAAGCUUUUCCAGCGAAUCACCAUCAGGUGUCUCUUACAAGAUGAGAUUGGUUUCGGCCUUGUAAGCAACUGGGCCAUCAGGGGGUACAAUCUUGAAAAUGCUUUUAAGUUAUAUGGCAUUGCCUUGGGAAGGGGCUUCCUUCCUGAUGUGUUCACUUUUUCCAUUCUGAUAUCUGGGUUGGACAAACAUAACAAGCUCACUGAUUCUUCUAUAGUGGUAACUAAUAGUAUUGUUUACUCAGAGCUAGCUUUACUUUGA